Messenger RNA from Perca flavescens (yellow perch), 5447 nucleotides. RefSeq names its product sodium/potassium/calcium exchanger 3. The transcript is spliced from 17 exons. The coding region runs from base 318 to 2132 and encodes 604 amino acids. Gene Ontology annotation, molecular function: calcium, potassium:sodium antiporter activity; calcium channel activity. Gene Ontology annotation, biological process: intracellular calcium ion homeostasis; calcium ion transmembrane transport. Lineage: Eukaryota; Metazoa; Chordata; Actinopteri; Perciformes; Percidae. The record is from RefSeq and is a predicted model, not a curated record. Gene Ontology annotation, cellular component: plasma membrane.
GUCGCCUCCUGUUGCUGCGCCUCACUGUGGGAUCUGCUGUCGACCUUUCAGACUGUACACAUGAACGCAGAAAGCUUUUUUACGCUUUUUACUCGAUAUGGGCGACCCGGAGGUUUGGCGGAGUAAACUAGCAAAGCGUCUGCUCUGAGUCUAGAGGGGGAAACUAGGCUUGUCAUUGCUGGGAUUUUUUUGACACAAGUUGGCUGAGAAGUCGUUUGCUGGUGCUGCUUGAGCUGUUUGUUUGCAGAGAAAGUGUGAAACAAGUGUAAGAAAAAAAAGCAACAGAUGUUUUUGGUGGAUAUGCGGAUAACUGAGGAAUGAGAGCAGCAGCGAGGCACCGGCGGCCCUUCCAGCGGUUAUGCUGCUGUGGAGUCGGGCUGGUCGCCGUCAUUUGGCUCGCACAGGUCAUCCAGGCACCAGAGACAGAGUCUUCUGGGUUUCGGCCAGGUGUGGACGGUGGGGAGCUGCGAUGGACUCGCCGGCUGAUGCAGGAGAAGUCAGACAACCAGAGCAUAGAUCAGCCCCGAGCAGCCAUCCAUGAGUUUCCACAGGACAUCUUUACCAAGGAGCAGAGGAAGAAGGGGGCUGUGUGUCUGCAUGCGCUCUGUGCCAUCUACAUGUUCUAUGCUCUGGCCAUCGUCUGUGACGACUACUUUGUCCCCUCCCUUGAGAAAAUAUCUGAGAACCUGCAGCUCAGUGAAGAUGUGGCCGGGGCGACAUUUAUGGCUGCAGGAAGUUCUGCUCCAGAGCUUUUCACCUCUCUCAUUGGUGUUUUCAUCACCAAAGGAGACGUUGGAGUUGGCACGAUUGUCGGCUCUGCCGUCUUCAACAUCCUGGUCAUCAUUGGCCUGAGUGGGAUCUUUGCGGGCCAGACAGUGGUUCUGACGUGGUGGCCCCUUUUUCGAGAUUCUUCCUACUACAUCCUUGCUGUACUGACUCUCAUCAUGGUUAUCUAUGAUGCGACAGUUGUCUGGUGGGAGUCCCUGCUCCUCAUGACCAUGUAUGGAAUCUACAUUAUAAUCAUGAAGUUCAACUCCCAGCUUCUGGCGUUUGUGACGCGUCGGCUCAGGAGCUCCGGGCCGUGCUGCCUCGGAUCAGAGAAUGACAAGAUGGGAGAGGAUGCCUCUGCUUGCAACACCUCCCUGGUGCUUCUCAAUAAAGGCCAAGUCCAUCAUCAGGAGGCUUCUCCAGUCAUCAUGGUGGAUGAGCUUCUCAUCCUCAACCCUCACAAACUGUCCUUCUCUGAUGCUGGCCUGCGUAUUAUGAUCACCCCCCACUUCUCCCCCCGCACCAGGCUCUCCAUGGCAGGACGCAUGCUCAUCAGUGAGAGACAGAGGCUGAUUCAGAGUUCGAAGGACCAGCAGGACGGCCAGGCUGGCCCCGGGUCACGAAGGGGAUCAACCAGCAACAGCCUGAAGAGGAUGGGGUCCUGCAGUCUGGAGAACGGAGGCAGGACACCCGGGAUAGGAGACACAGAGUCAGGAGACAAGCCAGGGGUCGGAGUGUGCCAGACAGAGGAGGAGGAUGACGAUGGGAUUUUCAAUCCCGUGCGCAUACCAGGUAGCUGCUGUGCGCGGGUGAAGUGGCUGAUCAAGUGGCCUCUGGGCCUCCUGCUCUACUGCACUGUGCCUAACUGUAUUCAGCCACGAUGGCACCGCUGGUUCAUGGUCACCUUUGUGGCCUCCACCCUGUGGAUCGCCAUCUUCUCCUACCUCAUGGUGUGGAUGGUCACCAUCAUCAGCUUCACACUAGCCAUCCCAGACUACAUUAUGGGCAUAACCUUCCUGGCAGCAGGGACCAGUGUGCCGGACUGCAUGGCAAGUCUGAUUGUAGCUCGACAAGGCAUGGGGGACAUGGCAGUGUCUAACUCCAUAGGCAGCAAUAUCUUUGACAUCCUUCUGGGUUUGGGUUUCCCCUGGGCUUUGCGUACCCUUGUGGUGGACUACGGAUCAUCAGUCUCCAUAAAUAAUAAAGGACUGGUGUAUUCUGUCAUCCUUCUGUUGGCAUCUGUUUUUCUGACGGUAACGAGUGUUCAUCUGAACCACUGGAAGCUAGAUCGCCGGCUGGGUCUGGGCCUGUUGUUUCUCUAUGCCAUCUUCCUGCUCUUCUCCAUCCUCUUUGGGCAGAUGUAAGGUCAACCCUGUCAGACAACUUGAGUACCUACCUUUCUACUACACGUCCUCUUACCUGAAGCCAAAAAAGAGUGACAGUGUUGGUUGUGUUCCUUGUGAGAGUUUCUGUGCACCUUGUGUUGGAUUCGCUAGGGUGAAACUGUACAAAUGCAACUACACAAACACAUACUGAAGUCUUUUAUCGAAAGUACCAUUUUUUCUCCUUUCUGAACAGUGCAGUGUAUGAAAACAGUAUUUCAAUUAUCACAUUGGCUGACUUAGCAAAAUAAUUAAUAACAUGGCAAAUGGAAGCAACAGGCUAGUUGGGCCUUACAUUGUCUCGCAUUUCCAAACCUUACUCCAGGUCUGGCUCCUCCACACACAUAUUCCAGGAUAGGAUAAAUAAUCGCUCUGAGUUGUUUGCAUUUCUUUGAACCAAUCACAGUCGUCUUGGGUGGCGCUAAGCUCAGGUCGGAGAGACGGUGGCUCUGCAAAGUGGUCUCGGGAAGGAACUUGGUGAAACAUUUGCACCCUUACAAAAGAAAAUGCCACAUACAAUAUUAAAUGAAGUUAACUGUUCACACAAUACAGUAACAUGAGCUAUUUAAAUUAGCUGGAUACAUGGUUAAACAUAAUUUGCUCUCCUUCUCACUUCUACUUCAAGCAAGCUUGCCCUGUUGUACAAUCCAAAUUUGUCAAACUUGUCAUUUUCAAUCUGUAGCUUGCUAUCUCGACGUUUGUUGUUGUUUCCCGAAGAGAACGAAGUUAGACAUAUACUGGAAAUGAACUGUCGUUGAUCCACACUAGGCCUUACAUUACAAUAUAAAACACAUCAUAUAUAUAAAAGACAUCACCUAAAAAAAUGUAAUGCUCAAUAGUAUUUUCAAGAUAACUAGAUACCAUAGCUAAAAUUUCAGUUUGCACCCCAUAACAACUAUUACAUGUUAUUCCUGUUUUAUAUUUGAAUAUACAACAGUUAAUAUCAUGGCCUGUUCAACUAAGAUUCUUUGCCAAAAGCUUCAGUUGUGAGAGAGAUCAUUCCUGCUAAAACUCAGCCAAGUUAGCCUACCAGCCAACAAGCUAACACAUUAAAAACCUAAACUGCUUCUGCUUGGUAAUACAUUUUUUUAAUAAAUGAUGUAAUCACUAUUUCAUUAAAUCAAUAAGCCAUUAAAAGUUUAGUUUUACAGUAAUUUGAAUAAGACUGCUUCCUACCACUGCAGCUUUUUUCAUCAUUCUUUAUUUAUAUUUUGAUGUCCGUGUUCUGAAAGCUGCAGCCCAGCAAAUUAAUCACAGAAUCAUUAGUUAGUUAAUUUCAUCAACACCACAGCAAUCACAGGUUAUUUAUAAUAGAGAUUAUAUCCACACAUUGUCUCCCCAUCAUUUUCUGUUGGUGAGGAAUAUUCAAUAGUCUAUGUCUCUGACAACACUAAUCAUACAGUUUGAGUCAGAUGUACACAAGUAGCAGUCAGCUGCAGUUGGGAUUUACGGGAAAUGAGACUACCCAAAUAAGAUCCUUCUGGGCUAUAGUACAGAAUAAACUAUCUUUAGAAUAAGUCAGGGACCAGGAUGUGAGACAAGAUUGUGAAAUCCAUAGUUUGCUGUGUGAAAAUGGAUAUUCUGUUCAUUGAAGAAACUAAAAGUUACCUGAAAGAUUAAGGAAUUUAUAUAUAUGACAUGGUUUAAGUGGCUAGUUCAACUAUGUAAACAGCUUUAGGUUAAAAGGUUGAAUCAUAUUUUCUCUGCAGAUUUCACAGAUGUUAACAAAUGGUACUUUAAUUUGCCAUGUCAUGCUUGGACCUAUUGUUCAAGAUAAAAAAACUCUUACCAGAUUAAUAUAGUCUUUUGACCUUAAGUUGGAACAUCGUUGUAUGUUUUGAAUGUACAACCUAGCUGACUUUACUAUUAGUAUGGAUAUAUUUACAUGCUUUCAAAUGUAGCAGGUGACACUGAAUUACAGCAAAACCUCUGAACAGACAGUGACGUACUUUAGUCCUGCGAUAAAGGACACCAUGUAUGUGUCAGUAGACUUUUAGAAUAUAAACAUCGAUAUGAAAAUGCACAUAAUUGUGACAAUAUUUUAACGAUUUUGUCUAACUUCUUAUAAGCAAGUAUUGGUACAGCUUAAUGUACGUAAAGAGAUUAACCUAGUGUUACAGUAUUUUUAGAGGUAUUAUUACUAUGAAAUUUAAUAUAUAAUGUACUUUGAGUGUCACAAACUCUGAUGACUUUGAGUGCAGGUUAGUUGGAAUACUUCACGUUUAGGUACGACAAUUGAUGUUUGUAUCGUUUCUUGUACAUUUUAUGAGAUUAUUUCCUUUUGGUGGAACAUUUUCACUUAGAUCAGGAAUUAAGCAGCACAUUAUAUACUCACACAAACUGUAUUUGGUGGUAUGGCAAACGAUGCUGCAUAUUCUAUAUUCGUAUUAACCUUCUUCUCCUCUGUCCUUUUAUAUUAAAAAAUAAGGAAAACAACAAUUUGGACACAUUCAGAUAAUACGACAAAUUCAAGACUAAAUGUUCCACCAAAGGGAUUUGGGCAAUUCUUUUGUCUUUUUUUUUCUCCAAAUGGCUGUAUAAUUAUUAUUAUUGUCUACUUGACAAUACUUUUUACUGUUUGUAAAUGUUAAAUAAUUGACAUAGUUUUACAAUAAUGAAUGUCUGAAAGAGACUAGUUUUGUGGUGUUUUUGAUAUUUAAAAUAAAUGCAUAAUGUAAGCCUACUUAUGAAUUAUUGUAACAGGAUGAAUGCAUAUUUUGUCAGUUUGUUCAAUGGAAUAUUAAGGCUGUAAUGUCAGACUAGCACUCUGCUUGUUAUGAAUUCAAUUGCAGUCGUGUCUUAAAAUCUUUUCACCACUAAUAUUUUCUUUCAGUAUUCAUUCAUCGACACACACAACCUUAUUUCAUGCAAGGAAACAUACAGAAAAUGAAAUCCCCGUUUACAGGUUUAAAUUCAAUUGAAUGGUUAGAAUAGAAAAUACCACUUUAUUUAAUAAGGAUUCAUCCCUUUUUCCUGCAAAAUUGUCUUAAAACUAUUUUUUUCAUCUUUUAUUUAUACUUUCUCUUUUAGCCAUGGUUUAAAAGUGUAGUUACAUAUUUUAUAAUAUUCAAAAGUCAUGCCAGGAGUUUUUGUACCAGAUCCCAUAGAUGCAGGGUGAGGGAUGUGCUGUUAAAAAGUAAGUUUAAACAGAAAAUGUGAUGAAUAUGCUAUAAAUGCCCAUGUCCUAAACAUAAAAGCUACACUUUAACACGUAUAGGUAACUUGUUACAAUGUCUACUGUCCAGAAAAAAUGGUGCUGAAACAAUUAGUUCAUUAAUCAUUUAGUUGAUCAAAAGA